UUAGCCUAUUUUUAUUUGAUUUUUUUAAUUCCACCUUUGAUUAAUAUGAACUGUUAGCUAUUUUGUCAAACAGUGAAAAAUUAUUCGGCCAAUAUCUUUAUCGUACAGUUAUUUGGGGGAUUUUUCAGGAUAUACACGACUACAGACUAGAAUCCUCCCGCAUCACGUCGCCGCCUUAUCGCGUCAUCCUGGAAAUAGGCGUUGUUGUGUGCACGCGCACCUUUCCAUCCGUAUCCAGGCAGCGCACGCGCAGGGACGCAUGGCUUGGUCCCACUCCACUGUUCAGAGAGGCGCAGCUCCGUUUAGCGCAGUUUCCUCUGACGCAUUUAUCACGGAGUAAUAAUAAACUACACACCUGAGCAUGGACGCGUUAAAAUCAGCCGGGAGAGCCAUAAUAAAAAGUCCUGGAGUUCCGCGGCACACAUGGGGAACCGCCAAGCACGAAAAGCUUCCAGAGAACUGGACGGACACUAAGGAGACCCUGCUGGAGGGAAUGGUGUUCAAUGUGAAGUACCUGGGCAUGACGUUGGUGGGUCAGCCUAAAGGAGAGGAAAUGGCUGCUGCAGCCAUCCACAGGAUUGUCUCAAUGGCUCGAUCCAGUGCAAAGAAAUUUCGGAAGGUCACCCUCACCGUUUCCCCAAAAGGGAUCAUCAUUACAGACACAGAGUCCAGCGAUCUCAUAGAGAACGUGUCUAUUUACAGAAUCUCCUACUGCACGGCUGAUAAAACUCAGGAUAAAGUCUUUGCCUACGUCUCACAGAGUGAGUUCAGUGAAACUCUGGAGUGCCAUGCCUUCCUCUGCCAAAAGAAAAAAAUUGCCCAGGCAGUCACACUUACAGUAGCGCAGGCUUUUAAAGUUGCCUUGGACUUCUGGGAAAUUGCCCAAGAAGACAAAAGUAAGAAGGCUCGCACAUGCUGUUCCUGUUCAGGCAGUGAUCUUCAUGUGGAAACACAACCUCACUCUGCUUCAGAGGCUGAAAAAACCCAGGCUCUGAUGGAGCACAAACUACAGAAGCCCUUCCACUCCUCUUCCAUCUAUUCACCAUCUCCAUGCAGCAAGCUUGCCAGGAGACGGCCAGUUAAACAGGAUUCCUGGGAUAUGGAAGAAGAAGGCCUCAACACAUUCUCAAGGCAGCAGUAUGGGGCUGGAGGAGAUGGACACAGAAUCAGACUGGCAGAGUCCUGCUCCAGAACAGUGUUUGAGGAUGCAGCUGUGAGCCCACUGGAGGAGAACUGCAUGUCUCUCAGCAGUGAAGAGACAGAUUAAUCACCCACCCACACACACACACACACACACAUACAUAUAUACACACACACACACAUUGACAAAAAGAAAACUAUCAUUAUCUACAAAUGUAGAAGAUACAUCAUGCACUGUAAGCACAUAAUACCAAAUGGCAGCAACAAGAGUGCCCCAUAUAUUUAAUUAGCUUUUUCUAGUGUAACUGAUCUAUUAAUUUAUGUUUUCACAGCAUUAGAAAGAAAAGGCUGCAGAUCUCAGAGACACUAUUAUACUGUCCAACUAAACCACAUUUUGCAUUGUUUUCACAAAAUGUGGUUCAUUAGAAUUACAGCCGUUCAUACGAAUCCAUUUGCUCCCCGCUGAAAGUUUACAGAUUUGCUGGUGUUUUUUUUCACCAGCAGACUAUAUUUUGCAGCCUUUCUGAAAAUGUACAUAUAGAAAAUGUAUUACAUUUAUAUCCACAUUUUAAUACAAAAAAUUCAUUAUACUCUCAAAACUAAAGGUGCAAUUCCAUUUUUAGAUUUGAAAAUGAACAUUUCACU
Ictalurus furcatus (blue catfish) is the source of this 1785-nucleotide messenger RNA. Its product is annotated as low density lipoprotein receptor adapter protein 1-B. Lineage: Eukaryota; Metazoa; Chordata; Actinopteri; Siluriformes; Ictaluridae. The record is from RefSeq and is a predicted model, not a curated record. The coding region runs from base 362 to 1267 and encodes 301 amino acids. The transcript has 10 exons.